AUGGAUAGCUUUAUCCCCAAGGAUAAUGCCAAACUUUUGGAAGAUUCGGCGUCUCAAGCUAUCUCAAAACAAUCCCAAGCUUCCAUCAAGAAUGGAGAGAAGAUGGACAAAUCUUCCGCUACAUGGCUAUCUGUGAGAGACAGUGGGAUACUUAAUCCUGACGCACGGGAAAUUGGCAUGACAAAGACCGAUGAAGAUGAAGUUCAACUGAUGAAGGAGAAAUUCCCGGGACUUGGGCGGUUUUUUGCCGUCAAACAUCAUCGCAAAUCAACACCUAGUAACAGUGUUUGGGAACAAUUGAAGCCAUCAAAUGCCUGGUUGCAACCUGUAGGGAACACCCCGGAUUGCGAAGUCAAUCUCACAUCAAAUACCGACGUGGCUCUAAGGAAGUCCAAAACAUCACAAACAUCAUUGGACAACCGUCAAAACCAAAGACAUCUGGUAACACAAGCCAAAGAACAAGAUGGUAGUGAAAGCACUUCUGAGAGGGGCGCACUCAAUCCAAAAGAAACGGUGCCUACUACCAAGAGAUUUCCCACACGGAAUGAAAUAUCUUGGAAGGCGCAUAAACGCCCCUAUCGUCACUUAGAGGACCUCCUGGCAGCGAAACCCGAUAUACCAUCCGGCGCCUCCAAACUUGGCUUGCUUCAUUUAGUGGAAUACUCAAUCAAGCAAGCAGAUACGUUUUUCGAUAAUUUAGAACGGCCAGAUCUAGCUCUGGAGAAGUGGGUUACAGUGAAUAUCACAGUCAACAGUGCUAUACCCCAUAGCGAUGGCUACAACUCACUCAGGGGCGACCCUGGGCUUCUGACCAGGUAUAAUAUGCUGAAAAAAUGGCUUAUAGACAAAGACUCAACAUUUGAAGAAGCCAAAAACGUUAUCAGGGCCGACAAUUGCAAGAACAGCGUUCAAUCCUUGUUAGCACAACCAAUAGGCUGUGCAGACGGAGACAACAAAGUAGUGCCAAUCAAUAGUGAAGAAGAAAGAUGGCAAAAAAAAGACGACAUCAAGUUUGAAAAAGAUGCAGCUUCAGCGUUACCCGAUGCUGACGUUUGUGAAAAUUUGAGCCAAGAUAUUAUUCCCACAGUGCAAAGUCAGUCUCCUACCUUCAGAUUCUCGGAUGAUUUUACGAUUUCCUACCCAUGCCAUAUCAGAACAUGUCCAGAGCAUCAAAGUGGCUUCCCCUCUCAGCAAAUACUCAUGCAACACUAUGUCCAUUCCCACGGUGAAGCUUAUUAUCUUUGCGACUAUCCCUCGUGUCAAUCACAAAUAGGCACUGCCAGUGCAUCAGGGUCCAAGUUCCGUUUCGUUCGGUCGGAUUUUCGAGCGUCAAAGAUAAAUUACAGAACCCAUCUGCGAGACUUCCACAAAGAAGACAUCGGAGUAUCUUCCAAGUUGUCGGCGGAAGAAAUAGAAGACCUAGGCACGUGUAGAUUCGAGGGAGAAUGGUGGAGAUGCCAAAGCUGCUUGAAAAAGGUAGUCGUAGGAACCGAAGGUUAUAGUUGCAAAUCUUGCAAAACUAUCUGCGAACCAGCAAGAAUUUUGGCGAGGAAGACGAGAUUUGGGUUCGGCGGCUUAAUUGGUAGUGGAAGAUUGAUCUCUGGUCCAAAUGGAGCUAUACUCCGACAAGCUUCUCAUCCUUCAAGCCAUCUAGAUGUCUCAGAUGAGCCGAAAAUUGUUGUUUGUGGAGAAACUCGGGGCUCCGAGGAUUCUGCAGUCCCGCGUCCUUCAGAUCCACUGCCUACACUGCCACCUGCAAUGAAACUCCCAAAACUCAAAUUUGAAAUGGCACGGCGAGAAAUAUCGACCGAAAAUGUCGCAUCAGAGCGGAGAAAUUUUGCUACGGAAGCUAUAUCUGAGAAGGAUCAAGUCAGCGGCUUACAUGACUUGAAAAUCUGCCCAUCGCCCAGGAUCCCCCAUCAAGGUGUCAUCAUUGAAUAUACUCACGAAGAAUAUGCCAGUAAUAAAUUAGUUCCACUCACUACAAUCAGACAGUUAGGACACGGAUCUCUUGGAAUUGUCGACGCAGUUCGAUUCAAUGACAGAGAUCAUAGUGGUUUGAUUGCUCGGAAAAUCAUUCGUCUUCCCAACUUCUCUCGAAAGAGGCUAUUGCCUCUGAUCCAGCAAGAGGUAGCAGUCCUUCGGGGUCUCUCUCAUCACCAUAUUAUCAAGGUUAUCAGCACUUAUGAGACAAUCAAAGCUCCUCGGCAAUUUGGAAUUCUCAUAUCACCAGCUGGUGAUGAAGAUCUAGGUCAUUUUCUUGAACGAGUUAGUGACAGUGACUUCCCAGAGGAAGAUAUGAAGCUGCUAAGCGGCUGGCAAUGUUGCCUUGCUUCUGCAGUCUAUAUUCAUUCUCAAAAUAUCAGGCACAAGGAUAUCAAGCCAAAUAAUAUAAUUUGCAAGGGCGAUCAAGUCUAUUUGACUGAUUUCGGAUCCGCCCACCAGUUCAGUGCGGGUGUCACAAGUUCAACAGAAGGUCCUUUAGUAGGCAUCACGAAAAUGUACAGUGCCCCCGAAGUAGUUUCAGAUGAUCGAAGAGGCCGACCUGCUGAUAUCUACUCCCUGGGAUGCGUUUUUGCAGAGAUGGCUACUGUAGCUGAUGGGGAACGCAUCGAGGACUUUCAUGAAUACAGAAGUCAACCGAUACCAGAUGAGCCUGAUAGACUGACCUACGUUUAUCAUGCGACUUCACAUAUGAUAGGGCCGUGGUUCAACGAGUUGGGAGACUUAUGGAUGGCCUCACUUCUUCCAAAUGUGCUGGCUUCUGAUCAAAAAUGUCGCCCGACAGCUGAGAUUCUCGUUGAAAACCUGUUGCAGCAAUAUGGGCCUCCUAGUUGCUCGUGUCAAAUGUAG
Molecule: messenger RNA, 2853 nt
Organism: Botrytis porri
Lineage: Eukaryota; Fungi; Ascomycota; Leotiomycetes; Helotiales; Sclerotiniaceae
Exons: 1
Coding region: 1-2853 (950 amino acids)
Biological process (GO): protein phosphorylation
Molecular function (GO): protein kinase activity; ATP binding
Source: RefSeq, a predicted model, not a curated record